Molecule: messenger RNA, 4304 nt
Organism: Pan troglodytes (chimpanzee)
Lineage: Eukaryota; Metazoa; Chordata; Mammalia; Primates; Hominidae
Product: putative POM121-like protein 1
Exons: 5
Coding region: 437-1198 (253 amino acids)
Source: RefSeq, a predicted model, not a curated record
GGCCGAGUUGGCGGCUGGACGAGGACGCUCAGAGCCCAGCUCUCGAGAGUUCAAGCAACCGACGGUUCCCCACUGCUCCCAGGAGCGGUUACCUGGGCACUCUGUGCCCCUCCUUCCUGUUCGGGCCCAGGCCGAGGACCUGCCAGUAGGGCUCAGUUGCCUGGAGCCCGUUCAGCCCAUCCCCCAGUUCACUUUGCUUGUGGGAUCUCCCCGUUGCUCCUGCCCGUGGACUGAGUGGCAGGCCAUCCUACAAGCACCCGGACACUUGACAUCAGUGGUGUCAAGACAACUCUAAGAAGGUUUUCCGUGAUCCUGCAAGCCCUGCGUUCCUUCCUGGGAUCCUGCCUUCAAUUUGAUUGCACAGGUACCACAGCAAGCCAGUGCUGUGUGCUCUGAGUUCCAGGGCGUCCUCCAGCUCAGCCACUGCACUGAGAACAUGGACUCUCUGUGGGGCCCAGGAGCCGGGAGUCACCCCUUUGGGGUCCACAACACCCGGCUGUCCCCAGACUUGUGUCCAGGGAAGAUAGUGUUGAGGGCCCUCAAGGAGAGCGGGGCAGGGAUACCUGAGCAGGACAAGGACCCUAGAGUCCAAGAGAAUCCUGGUGAUCAGAGAAGGGUCCCCGAGGUCACCGGGGAUGCACGGUCUGCAUUUCGGCCCCUGCGGGACAAUGGAGGCCUCUCUCCCUUUGUGCCCAGGCCCGGGCCUCUGCAGACAGACCUCCAUGCCCAGAGGUCAGAAAUCAGAUAUAAGCAGACAUCCCAGACCUCCUGGACGAGCUCCUGCACCAACCGAAAUGCCAUCUCCAGCUCCUACAGCUCCACGGGAGGCUUGCCGGGGCUAAAGCGGAGGAGGGGGCCAGCCUCAUCCCACUGCCAGCUGACCCUCAGUUCCUCAAAGACAGACCCAGGGUGCAUGCCCAUCUCCAGCCCAGGGCAGCUCCCCUGUAAGCUGGGUGAGCUACUGAAGCCAAGGUGGGAGGCAGCUGACAACACCACCCACGGCCCAUGUGGAGGUGGUAGAAAGGCUGGACUCAGCAGGAACACCAAAUCCCGGACCAGGCAGAAACCACCCAAGACUGAGGGGCUCGUGCCAGAGCGGUGGCCACAGAGGACCGAAGCAGAGGGUGCUGUUUCAACGCCACCACCAGGAGAGAGGCAGAGGGGCUGUGCCGUGCUAGAGUCCUCAGGGAGGGAGUGACCUCGACCCUGGCUGUGCUGCAAGCUGACUCCAGCCUUGGGGUCAGCAGCACCCGGUGAACAGCAGCAGGAGGAGCCGCUAGAGCAGCUGCUCAUGGGCAGAGCAGCCCUUGGGCAACUCCUGCCACCACCCCCUCCCCAGGGAGCCCAAGGCAGGGGAGGCUCAGCAUGGAAUGAAACAGGGGAGUGAGGGACACAAGGAGGUGGGAAGUGGGAGGGUCCCAGCCCCACCAAGUACGCAGAGACCCCCUCGUCGUCCUGGACAUCACAGGGACACCUGCAGGCUGGGAGACCAGGUCCUCUGUGCAUGGGCCCGGGAGGCAGACCUGCCCUAAGGGUGAUGCAGAGGCCACAGGUGCUGCACGCACCAGCACCCACUCUAGACAUCAGCCUCCAGGUUGACUAAGGGUCAGGUCAUGUUUGAAACCAUGCUUGGCUGGACCAGGACCCAUGGCAAGAGCACCUGGGCACCAGUGUUUAGCCCUGGUCUGCAGGAAGGAGGACAGCAGACUUUAGGACCCCACAGCACGGCAGUGCUGACCAUUUCACCCACUUGGCCUCCUUGAGGAAUAGGGAUGGGGAGCCCUCUGGGGAUGAGCAAGGCCUUCCAGGACAGGCUCGGUUCUGGUCCCCUGCUUUUUGAGGUUGGGUUAAAAUGCCGACCAUGGCAGAGGGGUCACAGCUCAGGUUCCCACACCUCACUUUUCACAGCCUCCGAGGGCAGCAGUGCACAUGGAGGAGACGUCUCCCACGAGGCCAAGGCCUCCAGUGCUCACCGAUGCCCUCUGCGAAGGUGGGGUAGAACUCGUCAGUGAAGAGGGGCUCGGGCAGCUCACGGAGGUACAGCUUCAGCGUGCCUGCGAUGGCGUUCACGUCCGUCUCGCUCAUCAUCACCGACAUGUCCUUGUUAUCUGGAAAGAGCACGGAAAUGCAGCAGCCUCCUUGAAGAUCCUGAUAAAUGAAGAAAAGACACAGAGAAGGAUGUGACAUGCCUGGGCCAUGGAGCACUCUGAGAUCUCAUCGCGGACACCACUGCCCACACCUCCAUUCCGUCCUGCGCAGGCCGACACUCACUGGCGUCGAAGGCUGCCUUCAGUGCCUGGAUGUCUGCGGCCACACCGGCCGGACACGCGGUAGAUGCCCACCUCCUCCAUGCCUCGGCGCUCGAUCUCCUCCACGCACUGGCGCACGAUGUAGGGCACCUUGGACCUCUCUCUCCUGCAGGAGGAGGGAAUGCUCUCAGUGUCCUAACAGCCCUGCUUGGGCCAGAACACAGGAGACCUGCUCCCUAUCUGCACACCCGGAGGUGGGGUGAGGACGGUGACGAAGGUACCCAGGUCUGGGGCUGCACACAGAGCCUUCUGCAUGCCUGUCCUCCCUCUGCAAGCUCUGUCCUCAUUGCAUGUACUUUCUCAGGAACCUUUCAAGCGGCCAGAACCCCUGCAAAUCACACAUGACCUUUGCGGGAAGGUCAGGAGGCCUGUCUAAGUCAAGUCAGCACGGGAAGGGCAUCUGACAGAUUCCAGGCCUGGGGUUAGCAGCCUGUGCCCCCGGCUGGGAGAUCAGACCCGGUGUUGGUCCUGCCACCCACGUGCUGUGUGAGAGGAGAAUCCCUGACCCCUGCCCUGGGCCUGGGCCUUAACACACAUCCGACGAAUGAAUGAAGGGUUGCCUCAGCACCGGUGCUCCAAGUCCUGUGAUGCUAAGUGCUUUUCUCCUCCGAGUCUUAGCAAUGGACAAUUCCAAUACCUCCACACAGGACACUAGAGUAAGAAUCCUUCACAGUUAGAACGCAGUGCUGUGCGGAGGCCUUAACUUGAGUUCUGUUUUGCACCUGGAUUUACCAGCACAUCAAAGCUGCUUCGCAAGCCCCCUCAUUAGCAGGGCUUAUCUGGGGGAGCUGCUGAUGGAGUCCUCGCUGCUCAUGCCCACAGCCCUCCCAGAGUGCUAUGCGAGUGGCUGCCGUGCAGUUGGGGGUGGGGUGUGGUGUUUAGACACAGAUGGGAGUCCAGGGUAUGACUGAUGGAGGCCCCGGCCCACGUGACCAGCAAGGUCAGAGGCCCAGCCAGAUUCCAUCCUGGGGAAGCAAAUGAAUUCUCAGAGGAAGUGGUCUGUGUCUGCAUGAACUGCUCUCAAACCAACAAACAGGCUUCUCUUGGCAACUGACUCAUGACAAAGGAUUCAAGAUUGUUUGAAAAAAAAAAAAGGGAGCAGGGAGGCAGAAAGUCCUGGAAAAGUAAAUUGUUUAUUUUACAAUAAGAAAGUGAUUACAUAUUUUUUUUUUACAAUGGUGGAAAAUUAGAAGUCAUUGUGAAAAUGAUGUCUACCCACCUUGCUGAUGAGUAGGAUGUGAUUUGGCUCUUUAGGAAACUGAAUUUGCAGAACUUAAGAAUAUUGAUUUAUAAAGGGCAUGGCCAUUGACCCAGUCCAUCUUAUGCAAAUCUGGAUGCCAUAAAUAAUAUUCAAAAAUGAAAGUAUUGGGGUGGAGGUUGCAGUGAGCAGAGAUUGCCCCCGCUACACUCCAGCCUGGUCGACACAGUGAACUCUGUCUCAAAAAAAAAAAAAAAAGAAAAGAAAGAAGAAGCCAUUCCCAACGUUGCUCAUCAAAUUAUGACCAUAAAUUUCCAGGAUCAGAGUAACGGCUAAAGAGACUGAUGCAUCAACACCAGGCAGAGAAUAAAGCAGAUUUUUUUGUUGUUGUUCUGGAGAGCUUCUAGGAACUUGAAAAAUACAUAUGCCACACUCUUAAGACCCGGUGGUUCUUAAUCAGGGAUGUUCAUUAAAAUGCUGGAAAACUGUAAAGACUUCCAGGUCCCAUCCAAGGAGAUUUUGCUUCUGAUUGACUGGCUAGUGGCCUGGCCAUUGGUAUUUUGAAAAAUCCCUCCAAGUGAUUCUUUUACAUCCCAGAUAGAAAACCCUAAAUUAAAGGUGAAAAAACCAGACACCAAGUGGCAUUUAAAUAAAUGUCAACUUUAACUCCACAAAGCAUCUGGUUGCAUGUGGACAGAAAGAGAAGGAAAGAGGGCCCUAUAUCUGGAUAACUUGGAAAUGUGCUCCCCCUAGCAAGAUAUCUACCAAAAUUAAAACCAUAUUUGAGGAUGCUGGCA